GUGAGUGUGAGUGCGUUGUGACGUCACGGGCACACAAUCGGGCGGGGCACACACCACCACCUUGCCAGUCAGGGCUCGGCGGCGUGGCUGGCAGGUCAUCCAUCGUCUCCAGAGUGCCAGAUCGUCGCGAUGGGAGGAGCCUCAAUGGUAUCGAAGGGGAAGGUGGAGGUUGUGGCCGCGGCGGAGGCGGAGAGAGGCGCCGAGGCUGUGGCGGCGGCGGUGACGUGCGUGCUUGUGGUGCUGUGCUGCCUGCUGGGGGCGCGCUACCUCCGCCAGCGGCACCAGUACUGGCGGCGGCGCGGCGUGCCCUGCCCCCCCGCCACGCCGCUGCUGGGGCACACCCUGGCACGCAUGGGGCUCACGCGGCCCUUCACGGAGUUCUUUGAUGAGCUAUACUACGACUACAACGGCCGUGACUACUGCGGCUUCUACGACUUCUUGAAGCCCGGUCUCUUCGUGGGCAACCCGCAGCUCAUCAAGACCAUCCUCGUGCAGGACUUCCAGUACUUCGCGGACAGACGCACCUUCGAUCUGGCCAAGGUGAGCCCCGUGGCCAACGACAUGCUGACCAACGCGCGGGGGACGCACUGGAGGAGAAUAAGGAGCGCAGUAUCGCCGGCCUUCACCAAGAACCGGACCCGCCGCCUCUACCCCCUCCUCCUGCAGCGCGCCAGUCACUUCCUCCGGCUGGUGCGCUCCAUAAAGCAAGACCAACAAGAACAACAGGACCAGCUCACCCCCGCGCCCAUGUCCACAAUAAGAGACGCCACGGAAGUCGAGACAGUGAGAGGAACAGUCAUGGAUGCAAUAGAACCCGGGCUUAGCGGUGCAGAUAAUGCAUGUGUCGAUAUGAGUAAGGAAAACGUAAAACAAAGACCCAAAUACUCAAAGAAAAGGACAGGAGCUGGCGCCUCAAAAGAAGAGGACGCCAUGGAAAGGACAAUAGAGAGUAAAGAAAACGAACAGGAAUCUAAAUACUUCAUGAAAAGGAGAGGGGCAAGGGAGGCAGAAGAGAACGACAAGGAAAUAAGAGCAACAGAGCGCAAAAAAUAUGCAGAACAGGGAUCAAACUAUUCGAGGAAGAUGAAAGCACCGGAGGAGGCCCCAGAGAGCAUAAUAACUCAAACUAAGGAAUUGGGUAUGUCAGCGCCACAGGGAAAAAGGCAGCAAACAAUAGCAACAAGAACAACAGCAACAACGACAGUAACAGGAAGGACAGCUAAGCGCCACACAGCACACACGAAACACAAACAAAUAGAUCCACAACUGAACGAGGAGCUUAGACCCACCUCGCCUGCAACGGACACUGGAAACACACGCGUAGCCACUCCAGCAACACACACGCAACAGAGGGACGAGAAACACGACACCAACAACAACUCAACCAGAAGAUCAACAGCCACAGAAGUUGACACGGAAAUUCAAACAGACAAGAAGACACACCUGAUGGAGACAAACACAGCCGCCACGACACCUCGGAGAAGAAACACAGCCACAGACACAGACGCAGCGGACGGCCCGGCAACAAGACACAAAGGCGGCGAGAAGCCAACACAAGAAGAAUUAAAACGAAAGGAUGAUAUCGAGGCCCGGCGUGUGUGUGGACGCUACACCAUGGACGCCAUCGCCUCCUGCGCCUUCGGGUUGGAAUGUGAGGCGCUGGACAAGGAGGCGGCGCUGUUCCCUAUCAUGGCAGCUCGCGUCUUCCAGCUGUCCCCCACCCGCGCCCUCAAGAUGCUGCUGGUGGCUGUGAGUCCUAAGGCGGCGCAGUUGGCGAGCGCUGCGGGACUGCGGUACACGAGCGAGGAGUUCACCUUCUUCCUGAGAGUAGCCAAGCACGCCCUGGCCGCCCGCCGAGCCGCCCGCACCCCUCGAGGAGACUUUCUGGACCUGCUCCUCGAGGCCACAGCGCAGAGCAAGCAAGGCCUGAGUGACGAUACCCUCGCUGCCCAGACCAUCCUCUUCCUGCUGGCUGGCUACGACAACACGGCCAACACGCUAGCUAUGAGUCUACACCUGCUGGCCCACCACCCGCCGGCCAGGGCAAGGCUGCGUAGGGAGCUGGCCUGUGCCGUUCUCAAGAGCGGCAGCAGCAGUGGGCGGCUGAGCUACGAGGAGGUGACGGAGCUCCCUUACUUAGACGCGGUGGUGUGUGAAACGCUGCGCCUCUACCCCGCAGCGCCCGUCAUCGAGAGGGUGUGCACUGAACCCUGCAGGCUGGGCGGCGUGGAGGUGGAGGCGGGCACGGGGGUGGUGGUGCCUGUGUGGUGUCUGCACCGCGACCCCGCCCACUGGCCACGCCCUCACCACUUCAUGCCCGAGCGGUUCCUGAGGGAGGCGCGGCAGUUACACACGCCCUUCACCUACCUCCCCUUCGGCGCCGGGCCCCGUUCGUGUGUGGGUGUUCGCUUCGCCCAGGUCGUCGUGAAGGCAGCUCUCGCGGCUCUCCUCUCCGGCGCCGAUGUCAUCCCUAGCCCAGCCUCGCCCUACCCCACCGUCCUGGACCCUCGCGUGCUCACCCUACAGCCCAAGAACGGCCUAUACGUCAGCUUCAAGCCCUCACCCUUGCCGGACAUGCUGAAGAGAGAGCUUGAGGAAUACCCACCACUGUGCGCUGAGGACGAGGCGGUAGCGGUGAAUCUGCAUCAGUUGCUUGCGUUAAGAUCGGGGCAAGAAGCGAAUAUCGAAAAGACUGACGGAUUGAGGGAUUGAUUGGUUGAGUGAUGAUGACUAGACGGAUGGUGGUGUUACUUCGUUAUGGUCGAGUGUGUUGUUGUUAUUUAUUGGUGCGAUGGGUUUUGUUUUUACUCCCGCUAUAAUGGUGCUAAUGACUGUUUACUUGUUAUUGUCUGUUGUUGCCUUUUUAAUUGGUGUGUACAUAUGUGUGUGUAAGUGUGAGUGUGAGUGUGUGUGUGUGUGUGUGUGUGUGUGUGUGUGUGUGUGUGUGCCAAGGGGGCGAUGGGGGGAGCCAUUACUAGCCCCUCAGGUGUGCACGCUUCACCUGCCUCGCCCCCGGGUCAGGUUGUCACUUGUUACGGGUUCACCUGCCGCCCAUCUGCCACACCUGUCUCCUUACGCUAGACUCUUUGAACCUCUCUUAUCGCCGCCCCGUUUAACUUUAGGCAAUUCAUUCGCAACCCAUUUAGAAGUCUCUUGACAAUACUCUCGAAAUCUGGUACUUGAUUAUUCAUUUGUGGACGUGGUGAUCCGGUGAGGGACCUAACCUGACCUGACCUAACGUAACUUGACCUGACCUGACCUGACCUAACCUAACCUAACCUAAACUACUGGCCUAAUGUAACCUAACCUAACCUAACCUGACCUAAACUAACUUUCUGACCUAGCCCAACCUAAUCUCCUAUCUUGACCUGACCUAACCAAACUUAACCUAUCUUGACCUGACCUAAUCUAACAUAACUUAACCUAAUAUAACCUAACUUAACCUCACAUAGCCUAACCUGACCUAACUUAACCUAACCUAAUCUAACCUGACCUAACCUAACCUAUCCUAACCUAACCUAGCCUAGCCCAACCCAGUCUAACUUAACCUAGCCUGAUCACCCCAUGCACUAAGUAAGGCGGACAGGGGGUAGGUGGGCCAAGCAGGCACUAUACUCACGCUGUAUUAGACGUUACGUACAAACAACCGAUACUCAUGUGGCUUCGCGUUGCCCCUAUUCAUCGUUAAUGGAUAAAGGGGUUGAAUAGGGUGUGACAUCUUGUUAGACAUAGUAGACUAAACUACCUAAAGGCGUGGUUAGUAGUGAUUAUGCUUUUUCUUGUUGACACAGUGAUCGCUCGUGGUCUCUGUGUAUUGGUUCCCCCGUGAAGGGUAGAAAGGGUGUUACUGAUCUCUCCGUAUUUGUUUUCAUAUUUGCCGUAAGGAAAAAGACAGGAUAAGUUAGUAAUGUGGCGCCUGUGUCUACGGUACCGUCCCUAUGCUUUGGUGUCCUGCAUAUGUGACCUGAACAAUAAAUAUGGACAGUUUGCUGAGCCGUUUGUCGUAAAGCCAGAACGGAAUAUUAAUGGAUGGUGACUACGCUGCUUUCCGUGUGAAUUGGUUACCAUGAAUAAUUAAGAUAACUGGCUUUGUUAUUUGUCCUAAAACAGAAAAAAAUGGACAGAAAAGAAGGGUCCCGCCAGUGGCUGAACAAUACCUAUCUUGUACAAUGUUUUCCUCCAGGAGUUAUAUAAAAAGUUAUGAACAA
This is a messenger RNA of Eriocheir sinensis (Chinese mitten crab), 4208 nucleotides long. RefSeq names its product cytochrome P450 6k1-like. Gene Ontology annotation, molecular function: iron ion binding; heme binding; monooxygenase activity. Lineage: Eukaryota; Metazoa; Arthropoda; Malacostraca; Decapoda; Varunidae. The record is from RefSeq and is a predicted model, not a curated record. The coding region runs from base 130 to 2712 and encodes 860 amino acids. The transcript is spliced from 10 exons.